This is a messenger RNA of Fusarium musae, 2733 nucleotides long. RefSeq lists its product as uncharacterized. Gene Ontology annotation, biological process: positive regulation of transcription by RNA polymerase II; DNA-templated transcription. The transcript has 4 exons. Gene Ontology annotation, molecular function: zinc ion binding; DNA-binding transcription factor activity, RNA polymerase II-specific; sequence-specific DNA binding. The coding region runs from base 1 to 2733 and encodes 910 amino acids. Lineage: Eukaryota; Fungi; Ascomycota; Sordariomycetes; Hypocreales; Nectriaceae. The record is from RefSeq and is a predicted model, not a curated record.
AUGGACCCGGCAGACAUCUUCCGACAAGGCUUUGGCCAAGUCGCUCCCCGCCAGAAUCCCAUUUUCAUGGGUCACCCUCAACACCAUAUGGUCCAGUUCCAGCAGCAGCCGCCACCUCCGCCGGCCUUCAGGAAACCUGCACAGCAGACCGACGAAACUUCGGAUGGUGACGGCUCGAGUCACCGCAUUGCUCACACUCUGACUGCUUGUUGCCGUUGCCGACAGGUACCUAUCCUCUUGGUGCAACUCGAUAAUCUGAGCUACAUGCUAAUGCUACAAGACAAAGUCAGGCAACUCGAGGCGGAGCUUAGCCAAUAUACCGACGACGAAAAUGAGUAUCCUACAAGUAAUGAAGAUAUGGUACGGCCCGGUGGAAUGGUUCGUCUGAAUGGUGGCGAUGAGACCCCUCGAUACCUAGGACCCAGUAGCGGUAUUGCAAUGACACGUCUUCUUAUGGAGCAAGCAAAAAGAUACACUGAUUCAAAGCGCAUAUCCGAUCUCAUCCCCAGUGUACGCGCCAGACAAGCUCGUAUGCAGUCCAUACAAAUGACAGGGCCUUCAGCAAGGAGAAAGAGUUACCCCAUGAUUAGCCAGCAUCCAGCCGAGAGUUUGCCCACAAGAGCCGUUGCCGAUAAGUUACUGGAGAUCUUUAACCAGAAAGCUCAACUCUUCUGGCCUGUUCUUCACGAAAAGGAUCUUCUACAGGAUCUGGAUGCGGUCUACAAUGGCGAUACUGAUCCUUAUCGGCUUUUCAUUGUCAGAAUGCUUGUAGCCAUCAGCUUACAAAAGCUUGACACGCAAUAUGCUGGCUUGGCAGACAGCUACUACUUGGCAGCAAUGCAACUGUUCGAAGACGUCGUCCGCCCCAAAGAUCUCAAGACAUUGCAAUGCCUUGUGCUUCUCGGAGAAUAUUCGCUUCUCACCCCUACAAGGACACCCAUCUACUAUGUGAUCGGCCUGGCAGCUAGAAUAUGCCAACAGGAAGGACUAGCCAGCGAGAAGACUAUUUCUACGGGGUACAACUUGGAUGCCAAAACAAUUGAUAUGAGGAGGCGGAUUAUCUGGACUGUCGCCGCGAUGGAAUAUGGCUUGGCGCACAGUAUGGGUAGGCCCAACAGUUUUGCGACAGGCGACGACCGACUAGACGUCGAAUUCUUCGCAGCAGUCGACGACGACAACAUCACUGACCAGGGCAUCCAGCCAGGCCCUCCCAGUGAGCGCAAACUUGUUGCCAUUCAUUUCUACAGAAUGAGAAUGUGCCAGGCCGAGAUCCGAAGGGCUUUGUACGAGAAGAAGAAGGAAGAACCAAAGCACGACUCGCACCCCUGGUUUGCAAGGAUUGAGAAAAUGAACAAAGAAUGGCUAGAUGCGUCACCCACAAGCCCCGAUUGGUGCAAGCCUUGGUUCACCGGCAGGUAUCAUCAGAUGAGGAUAUUCAUGUAUAGACCCUCUCCGCAGAUCCCAAAGCCAUCACCUCGCGCCGCGGCGAUUUGUUACGAGAGCGCAGCGUACAUCACACAGCUCAAUUCUAAGCAGAUGGGAAGUGGCGCGGAUCUCACAUGGGUUUUCCUUCUGACCGUGAACAUGUCCCUCAACACACUCUUGUGGACUGUUUCGUAUCCAGAAGUGCGCCGGGCGCAUCCCCGUCAUGAGGUUGAAACUCUCGUUCAGACUUCCAUGGAGGUUUUGGAUCGCUGUACAGAAAGAUGGCCCGGGACUGCGUCCGCCUCGCAACUUUAUUCCAUCUUCUCGAAAGCCUGUUUGCAAGGCUACGAUGAACGCCCAAUGACGGGACAGACAGCCGGCUUCUUCACCACGCCCCCUUCCUUCGCGGACCCUAACUCGCCCGAAGCCUUCCAGAACCUUCAACAAGUCCAAGCCCCUUAUCAGAACCCACCUCAGUUCAAUCAUGUAUUCAACUCACCACCAGAGGCCAUGAAUGCUUACGCCUUCGAUCCCAACUUCCCUCCACCUCAGCCGAGCUUCAGGUCUAACUCCAUCUUCUUCAACCCUGCAAGCAAUGAACCUGCGGGGCGAAGAUUCUCAUACUUCCCACCCGACUUCAUGCAGCCCGGCGAGACCAUGAUGGAUGACCCAACACCGCCAGCCACCACGACCCCUGAGCAACAUAUGACAUCGCCUCCAGAUCACAUGUCAGAGCAAUUACCAACUCCUCCUGACAGCAUUCCGACCGGCAAUAUGACAACACCAACCCCUAGCAACACUUUAUCGCCCGCGAACACCCUGACAGCCCAUCCUACCCCCAUUAUGCAGCAUGCCUCGCCUGCUGGAGUUUCUCUGGUGCCCGUGCAGACGAACAUGUCCCCUCCUAUCAAGAUUGAACAAUCCCAACGUGGGCCCACGUUUGUUGUACCUCAAAACCCACAGGUUGCACCUACUCAAAGACCUCUACCAACCCCAAGCGGCAUUGGGGAUUGGUUCUCGCCUCCUGCUCCAUUUAUUUCCCCGUACGCUUUCAACAACAUGAGCAACAGUUUCUUCAACGAUUCCAUGGCGAAUCCUGGGAACUAUGGAGAUAUGUCAGGCUCUGGUCUUGGGUUACAGAGUAUUCAAGGCGGGAAUGCUCCUCCUCAGUUUGACUAUGGUUUUGCCAGGCAGGGUAGCCUUACACAGUCUCAGCAGCUUGAGUUGAUGAAUGUGCUUGAGACGGAGGGUAUGGGGGACAUUGAUGCGUUCCUCAACGGGGGGAACAUAUCUAACAGAUGGUAUUAA